Molecule: messenger RNA, 1616 nt
Organism: Papaver somniferum (opium poppy)
Lineage: Eukaryota; Viridiplantae; Streptophyta; Magnoliopsida; Ranunculales; Papaveraceae
Product: origin of replication complex subunit 2-like
Exons: 6
Coding region: 3-1097 (364 amino acids)
Biological process (GO): DNA replication
Cellular component (GO): nuclear origin of replication recognition complex; nucleus
Molecular function (GO): DNA replication origin binding
Source: RefSeq, a predicted model, not a curated record
UCAUGGAUAUCAACGAUCUAGACGAAGAUGAGGAGUUCGGGUUCUCCAGGAACUACUUCCUGGCUAAAGAAAUGCGUGGAUCUGGGAAGAAAAAAUCUGCCCAAAAAUUAUCUGACAUUGAUGUAGUUGAUGAGCAGGAACUGAGAGUUGCAGUGUCUAACAUUGAAACUAAACAUGAGAAAGAGAUUCAUACUUUGCUCACUAGUUAUAAAAGCUUAUACCCAAAAUGGGUUUUUGAAUUGAGGUGUGGCUUUGGUCUUUUGAUGUAUGGGUUUGGCUCUAAGAAGGCUUUGCUUGAAGAUUUUGCUUCUACAGAGUUGACAAAUUGUGGUGUAAUCGUUAUCAAUGGCUACCUUCAGUCAAUCAAUGUUAAGAAUGUUGUGGCCACCCUAGCUGAAAUACUGUGGGAACAGCUAAAGACCAGACGUAGGUCUUCUGCGGGGAGCACAUCUAAAGUUCAGAAACCUUCCAGUUUCCAAUCCAUGGAAGAUCUUCUUGCAUUCUUAGACGGUUCUGAUGCAAAGCAAAAUGAUUGCUUUGUCUGUGUUGUUAUACACAAUAUUGAUGGACCUGGGUUGCGAGACAGUGAAUCACAACAGUAUCUUGCACGACUUGCAAGCUGUUCCAAUGUCCGUGUGGUUGCAUCUAUAGACCAUGUCAAUACAGCACUAUUAUGGGACAAGAAAAUGGUCCACACACAGUUCAACUGGUGCUGGUAUCAUGUCCCGACCUUUGCACCAUAUAAAGUUGAAGGGGUGUUUCUCCCAUUGAUUCUUGCCUGUAGCGGGACAGCACAAAAUGCUAAAACCGCUGCAAUCGUACUUCAGAGUUUGACACCAAAUGCACAGAGUGUGUUUAAGGUUCUUGCGCAACAUCAACUGGCCCAUUCCGAUGAAGAAGGAAUGCCGAUAAACAACUUGUAUACAACCUGCCGUGAACGUUUUCUAGUCAGCAGCCAAAUGACUCUGAAUUCCCACUUGACGGAAUUCAAAGAUCAUGAGUUGAUUAAGACUAGAAGACACUCAGAUGGGCAGGAUUGUGUUUACGUUCCUCUUACAUCUGAAGCAAUUACGAAGCUGUUAGAGGAGAUUGGCUGAAUUUGUUAUUUGUGAUGGUACAUUGUUACAGUGUAAUCAGGUUCUUCAAGGAGUAGUCGAAACAUGGAACUUGAUAAUGUACACUUGAACAAAGUACUAGUUGAUAGACUAGUGUUUGUCAACUAUACAUCUUCUACUGCUAUACUUGUCUGACUCAUCUCUUACUGAAAACAAAUAACUAAAUAUGAUCCUCAUAGUCUAAAUGCUGCUUUAUUGAGUGAGAAAAAUGAUAAAUUGUAAAGAGAUAAAGAUGGGUAUAUGUCAUUGCCGUUCGCUGAGAUGGCAAUCGGCAUAUAAGAGGACUGUUUUAUUAGAUCCGGCUUUCGGUGUGGUGGAACUUAUCUUUCUGAGGUGAACAGAAUGGAAAUGGAGGCAAAAGUUGACACUGUUAUUUAGUACUGUGUUCCUUCUAUACAACAGGGUGUGUCGUAACCCGCUUAUCAACCUGGAGACUGGCACAAAUCUUUUGAGCUUGGGUUGCCAUUGGGCUGUGGUUGUUGCUGAAAUUGAUAGUUAUUG